CACUUUCGCACAAAUCAUCAUUCUUCUUAGCACACACUUUAAACCUGAUUUGCUACACAUGUGCUCUACAAACAAGCUUGCAUAUGUAACUACUGUCCAUCUUUACUGUACAUGAUUGCCUACCUUACAUCUUACUAGUUAGCCUCAUCUUUAAUACGAAUUUACGAAUUGAUAUUUACAUAUGUUAAAAGCAAAGCCUCACUUGCUCCAUCGCCUUUUCUAUCCUUCUACAAAUUGUAUAUAUCAUUGAUGCCUCCUCAAUUCCUAACAUUCUAACAUACCUACCUACCUAUUCCAGGUACUUAACGCCCACGAGUCCAAUACUGUAACAUACUGUAACGUGCCGCCACCCAAACAGCUCUCCCCACCUCGUGUCUGCAUUGUCGUGGGCGGUGUAUUUCCACACCACGUACUGCAUAGCCUUUCUGUCCAAUUGUUUCUCGUCCCUUCGGUCUGUUCGGUGUCUUCAUUGUUUCAUUAUAAAACUUCUAUCAGCGCCAAGUACGGCCCCGCAGGCGAUCUACAAAUUUGAUGCUUUCAAAUAAUUAAGAGGGAAGAAAAAAAAAGAAGAAAUAAAGAUGCGAUUAAGUUCUUACCGAUAUGCCGCGGUCUGCUAUAUAGCCGUGACGACCCUUACGCUCGCCGAUCCAAUUGUCAACCCACUAGCAUACGGAAACUUUGAGGACUUCGCUCCUAUCCACAGGAGGCAACUCACUUGCCCUACCGACUACUUUAGCUGCGAGGAUCGAGGUCCCGCCUUCUCUGGCACCUGUUGCGAAAAUGGUCAAUUAUGUGCACUAGAUGCCCAAAGUCAGGCUGCGUGCUGCCCUACGACCGCUACGUGUACCGGAGUAGCGCCUACCGGUGCCACGCCCACGCCUUCCUUUGUGAGCAACACGUACUUCCAGUUCCCCUACAUACCAACCUCGUUCGCCAACUCGGUCGCGUGCACCUCCGCCGUCAGCCAGUGCUCCAGGAACUACCAGGCCUGCGUCUCGGGCCUAGCCGAUAGUAGUGCCGGCGCCGCGUGGGGCGUUACCAUCGUGGUCCCGGGCGGAGGUGGGACCACCGUCGCUGCCACCCAGGCCACCGGCUUACCCGCGGCUACAGCCACAUCCGUCUGUUCGAGUCUUUCGUCUGAGGCCUGCUAUAACCUGCAGAGUAGCCAGUGCACCGCAGCCGGCACAACGGGGGGUUUCGUCAUCGGCACGGGAAACAACGCAGCCCGGCCUACGGCCGCCUGUGUGGCUGGCAUUGUUGCAGGUGUUGGACUAGGGCUUAUGGGUGGACACAUAUGAACAUUGAAUCGAAUCGGAUCUGAAUCAACGAAGAGGAUAUUUGGGUAUGAUACUGCUCAUCGAGCUACGAAAAUGGGCAUGACAUCGAAGUAGGGGAGAGGCAGAAGUGGAUUGAACGACGUUACGAACGGCCAUGACCCUUUUUCUGAAUGCGUGUGUAUAUUUCGGUUGUUGUUUAUAGAUAUGUCGUCUCUCGUUUGCACAUGCGUAGUAUUCCGGGGCUGUACAUAGAAUCGGAUCAAACGGAGGAAAGGUUUCUCAUCUAUGUACUCUGGACAUUAGGAGGAACGGUAUGGAGAUAGGGAUCUCAUUCAGGUGCAUUCAGGUACCUGCGCGUUUGUGCUUUGAAAGAAUGGAUUCUUCUGAGGCAUCUAUACUGCUUUGGCUUAGUUUAGGUUCUAAGAAUGAUGUUACAUAAAAAUGCAACAAAGAAAUCACAUAACACUCUAC
Molecule: messenger RNA, 1748 nt
Organism: Hypoxylon fragiforme
Lineage: Eukaryota; Fungi; Ascomycota; Sordariomycetes; Xylariales; Hypoxylaceae
Exons: 2
Coding region: 579-1298 (239 amino acids)
Source: RefSeq, a predicted model, not a curated record